This is a messenger RNA of Nannospalax galili (Upper Galilee mountains blind mole rat), 3892 nucleotides long. RefSeq names its product transcription factor E4F1. Lineage: Eukaryota; Metazoa; Chordata; Mammalia; Rodentia; Spalacidae. Bases 1765 to 3762 code for a protein of 665 amino acids. The record is from RefSeq and is a predicted model, not a curated record. Gene Ontology annotation, cellular component: nucleus. The transcript is spliced from 12 exons. Gene Ontology annotation, biological process: regulation of transcription by RNA polymerase II. Gene Ontology annotation, molecular function: DNA-binding transcription factor activity, RNA polymerase II-specific; RNA polymerase II cis-regulatory region sequence-specific DNA binding.
UGGUGGCCCUCAGCUCUGAGCCAUCCCUGACUUGAUGGCCUCCUGUAGUCAGGGCUGGAUGAUCUCUACUGCCCACAUCUCGGCUCUCAAGAGCAAGGCCACAGAGGGGCCCGUGCCUUGGGUAAGCCCUCCCCUAGGCAGGCCCUGUAGGAGGAGGGUGCAGCAGCCACCAGGCUCUGCUAGGAAGGGGAGCCAUGACAUUGUUCACAGCCCUGGAAUAUUUACAGGCAUUGGGAAGCAUUCAGUUUGUGCACUGUCAUAAAUUAAUCUCUCUUGCGUGCUUUCGCUGUCCUGAUCUUCAGAGCAUCUUCACUUCUCUGCCAACCAACCGGUUCCUGCUUCCUGUUCCUAGGCAGUACCUUUCAGUGUAUCUCUGCAUGGUCCACUUGCCCCAACAGUUGGCUUUGGAGGGUCAGUGGGGUGGACAGGGUGCCCCUGCUGCUUCAACUGACCCCGACUUGCUCCUUGAUCUUGGCUUUCAUCCUUUGUUGCUUGAUUACAUUGGCAUGGGGAUUACUGCCCUCAUUCUUGCUGGGCUUUUAUGAGCAUACGACGCCAAGCCUCUUUAAUGGCUGUGCUUUAAAUUUAAGUGCCUCACUGAUGUAUAGUGGGAGAAGGGAUGCUGAGAGACUUGGAUUGGGUCAGGUGCUCAUUGGAGUUCACUGAGUAUGCAGGGGGCAUUCAGAGGGCAUCCUGUGUUUGAAGAGGUAGAGGUGCCAGAGACUAAUUCUAGGAAAGGGAUGAGUGGUUGAGUGUGCAGAUGCCAGGGGAGGGUAAUGGGGUUGAGCCCAAAGUGGUGUGAAAUUGGGAAGGGAAUGAUCAUUGCCCAGUAGGGACCAAGGCAGGUGGGUGAAUGGGCAGGUGGACAGGAAGUAAUUGGGGCAGUGUGUAGAACUUGGCCUUGGGAGGCUAUGGGGAUUGCCUGGGGCAGGAAGAGGAAGGAUCUAUUGAGAAAACCAACUUUGAGCUUGGGAAGGGAGACUGAGCACAUUAGCCUCUCCAAGGAGUCGCCUAGACAUCUAUCCUGGUCUCCACUGCCUUUCUCAGUGUUCCUGCAACAGAGAGACUCACCUCUUGCCACUCAGGUUUAGGAAUGUUGUUAUGUGGGGGUGGGACCCUGCUCCUGACCUGGCACAGACCUUAGUUUCUGUGGUGGGUGGUGUAUUUGGGAAAACAGGUUCACUGGGUUCUGGUGUAUAAGCGGGCCCGGCCAGCUGGGCCCCUUUUCCACCUACUCCUAACCUCUGAUGGUUUUAAGUUUUUGCUUUGUACAGUAGCCUGUUUGUACUUCAGGGACCCUCUUUGGGCACCCUCUGCCUCUGCUGUACUCUUUGCAGGCAUUCUGGGCAAGCUGGAGCCAGGAGCUGCUUGUGGUGGCUGGAUAUCAGCUCUAGGCCCUUUGCCUCUGGUCUACACACAAACUUGAGUUUCCUCUUGGGCUGGUACACCUGUGUUCCUCCACCCAUCAGGUCUCUGUCCUCUGUCUAGGGUGUUGAGCUAGAGUACAGGUGAGAGAUGCCUUUAAUUGGUUUUGAGUCACAGUGCUAUUCAUUGUUUUGAGAGAAUGGCUUGUCAAAACAAGACCAGCUGUAUGGAGAUGGUUUCUAAGAAGUGGCUUCACAAAUAGUUCCCACUUGUCACUUUUAUGAGCAGAAAAUGUCAAGUGUGUUUACAGCAUAGCUUUGCACAUUGUUAGAUUUGUUCAGCACCCUGUGUGAGGUGGAAAAACCUGACUUCAUUUCCUUGGGCCAUCUCAGAUGUCUGAUGUCCUCAUUAGGUCUGGGCAGGGAUCUGGAUUGGACAGACAGCCCAGCCAGAAGUGGGCAUAUCAAAGAGGUCAUUGUGGCUGCUGAGGCAGAGCAAGGGGAUGGCGACAUGGCAGAGGCCCCAGGCAGUCCUAACCAUCAGGAGCUUGGGCUUGUUGGGGAGGGCGAGCAGGCCCAAGUCAAGCUGCUGGUAAACAAGGAAGGCCGCUAUGUAUGCAUGUUAUGUCACAAGACCUUCAAAACGGGCAGCAUCCUCAAAGCCCACAUGGUCACUCAUAGCAGUCGCAAGGACCAUGAGUGCAAGCUCUGUGGGGCCUCCUUUCGGACCAAGGGUUCACUCAUCCGGCAUCACCGAAGGCACACUGAUGAGCGCCCUUACAAGUGUGCCAAAUGUGGAAAGAGCUUCCGGGAGUCAGGUGCACUGACGAGGCAUCUCAAGUCUCUCACUCCAUGCACAGAAAAAAUUCGCUUCAACAUGAGCAAGGACACGGUUGUGGGCAAAGAGGAAGUACCUGCAGGUCAGCCUGGGUCCAGUGACUCCACUGUGGGGACAGUUCCACCAUCCUCAGUGACAGGAGAACCCAUGGAAACAUCACCUGUGAUCCACCUGGUGACAGAUGCCAAGGGCACCGUCAUCCAUGAAGUCCAUGUCCAGAUGCAGGAGCUGCCCUUGGGCAUGAAAGCCCUGGCUCCAGAGCCCCCAGGCCCAGAGGACCUUCCCUGUUCCAGUGAGAGCAACCGUGAGAACCUGCUACACCAGGCCAUGCAGAAUUCUGGCAUCGUCCUGGAGCGGGUCACUGGGGAGGAGGGUGUCCUGGAGCCGGCCCCUCCCUCUGGGUCCAGUCCUCAGUCUCUGGGAGAUGGAUCCCCGGAACUGCCACUGCUGGAGGUGGACCAGAUGGAGACACAGGUGGCCAGUGAGGCCUCAGCUGUGCCCAGGACGCACCUGUGCCCUCAGUGCAGUGAGACUUUCCCGACAGCAGCCACCUUGGAGGCCCACAGAAGAGGCCACGAAGGGCCGAGGCCGUUCACCUGUACACAGUGUGGCAAAGCCUUCCCCAAGGCCUAUCUGCUCAAGAAGCAUCAGGAGGUACAUGUGCGUGAGCGCCGCUUCCGUUGUGGAGACUGUGGGAAGCUUUAUAAGACCAUCGCCCAUGUGCGCGGCCACCGGCGUGUCCACUCAGAUGAGCGGCCCUUCCCUUGUCCCCAGUGUGGCAAGCGCUACAAGACCAAGAUUGCCCAGCAGGUGCACUUCCGGACGCAUCUGGAGGAGAAGCCCCACGUGUGCCAGUUCUGCAGCCGAGGCUUCCGGGAGAAGGGCUCGCUGGUGCGACAUGUGAGGCACCACACAGGCGAGAAGCCCUUCAAGUGCUACAAGUGUGGCCGUGGUUUUGCAGAGCACGGCACACUCAACCGGCACCUGCGCACCAAAGGGGGCUGCCUGCUGGAAGUGGAGGAGUUGCUGGUGUCGGAAGAGAGCCCCUCGGCAGCUGCCACUGUGCUUGCAGAAGACCCCCACACUGUGCUGGUGGAGUUCUCGUCUGUGGUGGCUGACACCCAAGAGUACAUCAUUGAGGCCACUGCAGAUGACACAGAGACCAGUGAAGCCACAGAGAUCAUCGAGGGCACCCAGUCUGAGGUGGAUAGCCACAUCAUGAAGGUGGUGCAGCAGAUUGUGCACCAGGCUAGUGCUGGCCACCAGAUCAUUGUGCAGAAUGUGACUAUGGACCAGGAGGCAGCGCUGGGCCCAGAGGCAGCUGCUGCCGACACAAUCACCAUUGCCACUCCUGAAAGCCUUACAGAACAGGUGGCCAUGACACUGGCUUCAGCUAUCAGCGAGGGCACUGUGCUUGCAGCCCAGGCAGGUACAAACAGUACUGAACAAGCCACUGUGACAAUGGUAUCAUCUGAGGACAUUGAGAUCCUGGAGCAUGGAGGCGAGCUGGUCAUUGCCUCACCAGAAGGCCAACUUGAAGUGCAGACGGUCAUUGUAUAGCAUGGGAUCCUAUGGGGUCCCUGCAGGGCUACACGGAAGACAGCCCAGAAGUUUAGACAUCCAAAGGAGAUCGAAUGUGUGAAUAUGCAAAAUUUUCUUGUUGCUUUACAAUAAAACAUAAAAACCUUCA